AAGGAAUUUAAUCUCUUUACUAGUCUUCAGAAACUCUCUCAAAAUUUUCCAGAACAUAUUUUUUUGUUUUGAUUUGUUUCCCACGAAGAGAUCGCGUGUAUUUCGAAAAUGUUUCGUGGAAUUACUCUAGGCCUCGGCACGUGGCAAAAAGCGCGCUCUUUCCAGCAAGUUCCAAGACGCCAGGAGCACAAAAUGCCAGAGCAUUUGAAGAAGGUCGAAACGGACAAGGAUCCCGAGUUCUCGGCAAUGGUGCUGUAUUAUUAUCACAAGGCGGCGCAGAAAAUGGAGAAGGAGCUGGUCAAGGAGAUGGACGUGUACUCGCAUAUGAAGCCGGAGGAGAAGCAGGCACGUGUAACCGCCAUUUUGAACUUAAUUGGCAGUGUGACCACCUCGUUGGAGGUCAGCUUCCCGAUUAUCAAGAGCAAUGGACAGUAUGAGAUUAUCACCGGCUAUCGCUCGCAUCACAUUAGACAUCGGCUGCCCCUGAAGGGAGGCAUACGCUACGCCACCGAUGUGGAUGAGAGCGAGGUCAAAGCGUUGGCCUCCAUCAUGACCUUCAAGUGCGCUUGCGUUAAUCUGCCAUAUGGCGGCUCCAAGGGCGGCAUCCGCAUAGAUCCCAAAAAGUACACGGUUAACGAGCUGCAGACGAUUACGCGUCGCUACACCAUGGAGCUGUUGAAGCGCAACAUGAUUGGGCCGGGCAUUGAUGUGCCCGCUCCGGAUGUGAACACGAGUCCGCGUGAGAUGAGUUGGAUCGUGGACCAGUAUACCAAGACGUUCGGCUACAAGGACAUUAAUGCGGCGGCCAUUGUGACCGGGAAGCCCGUCCAUUGCGGUGGCAUCAACGGUCGCAACUCGGCGACGGGUCGGGGUGUCUGGAAGGCAGGCGAUCUGUUUCUGCAGGACAAGGAAUGGAUGGAUUUGCUUAAAUGGAAGACGGGCUGGAAGGAUAAGAAAGUCAUUGUUCAGGGCUUCGGCAAUGUGGGCUCCUUUGCGGCCAAAUUUGUGCACGAGGCUGGCGCAAAGGUAAUUGGCAUUAAGGAAAUGGAUGUAUCCCUAGAGAACAAGGAUGGCAUUGACAUCAAUGAUUUAUUUGCGUACAAGGAUGAAAAGAAAUCUAUUAAGGGCUACUCCAAAGCAACGGAAGCCAAGUCUGAUCUCUUGAAGGCUGAAUGCGACAUUCUAAUGCCGUGUGCCACACAGAAGGUCAUCACCAGUGAGAAUGCCAAUGACAUUAAGGCCAAAAUGAUUCUGGAGGGUGCCAAUGGACCCACAACACCGGCUGGUGAGAAAAUCUUGCUCGAUAAGGGCGUGCUCUUUGUGCCUGAUCUCUAUUGUAAUGCGGGCGGCGUCACUGUCUCCUAUUUCGAGUACUUGAAGAACAUCAAUCAUGUAUCCUACGGCAAAAUGAACUCCAAAACGACAUCUCAGCUCAUACACGAAGUAAUCAACUCAAUUAACGAGUCCUUGUGUCAGGCCAAGGAUGUUGAACUACCAGACAUUGAGCCCAAUGAUCGCCUGAAGCAGAUACGUGACUGUACCAAGGAGGCCGAAAUUGUAGAUGCGGCCCUGCAAACGGUUAUGGAAUCUGCAGCCGCUGGCAUCAAAGCGACCGCCAACCAAUUCGAGCUCUGUAACGAUUUGCGCACGGCAGCCUACGUGUGGUCUGUAUUUAAGAUAUUCCGUGCCAUGGAGAGCUCAGGAAUAUCACAGCAGUAGUAUGCUCUGACCUUCCACUCAACACGUAUGGAAAAAAUUUACUGUGAGACUUGGGAGAACUCAUUUUUCGAAAACAACGCGUCCAAAAAACACUUCAAUAUAAAUUGUGCUAUAGAACAAUAUUAUACCACAAAUAGUUUUUGUAUUUAGAAUAAACAAAUUAAACAAAUUUAA
This is a messenger RNA of Scaptodrosophila lebanonensis, 1893 nucleotides long. RefSeq names its product glutamate dehydrogenase, mitochondrial-like. The record is from RefSeq and is a predicted model, not a curated record. The transcript has 4 exons. Gene Ontology annotation, biological process: L-glutamate catabolic process. Gene Ontology annotation, molecular function: L-glutamate dehydrogenase (NAD+) activity. Lineage: Eukaryota; Metazoa; Arthropoda; Insecta; Diptera; Drosophilidae. Gene Ontology annotation, cellular component: mitochondrion. The coding region runs from base 109 to 1719 and encodes 536 amino acids.